Messenger RNA from Klebsormidium nitens, 465 nucleotides. The record is from the annotation of a GenBank genome assembly. Lineage: Eukaryota; Viridiplantae; Streptophyta; Klebsormidiophyceae; Klebsormidiales; Klebsormidiaceae.
AUGCAUGAAGAAGAUGCAGAUAUCCUCGAUCUUGUGAUUAUGGAUCUGGAGUCUGCCUCCUCCGGUUGGAUCAGCCCCGACGGCAUGGCUACAAUCAGCCGUCUGGUUGGGCGUCCGAACGCCCUUGCCGUCUCCGUGUCGGACAUCCUGCUUCUGGAGGUGGCGUCCGAAACAGAGAAGGACCUCAUAGCAGACCCGCCGAUCCAUUACCUCAACCUGGGAGUUAAACGGCUGGCGGCAUCGACAGACGUGCACGGAUUUCUGGGGCAGAUGUUUGUCCCGGGCGCAGCCACCGCGCGCCUGGCCAUGGGCACUCUCGAGGGCCUGCUCCAUCGGGAGUACGUGGAGGGCACGGAUGACGACUACCGCACGUCAGAUUUGAGCGCAGCAGAUUGCGCCUUCAACCGGUUUGGCGAGGUAUCCAAUAGCAUGAUGAUAAUCGAGCAAACCGCUACGGCUGUUUGA